CGUAAGGGAAGAUGAUGACAUUAUCGACAGGAAUGAUUCCACACAUGCAGAAAUGAACACAGCACAUGAAUGUAAUUGAUAACCCACUUAACAGAUUUAAACCAUAAGUUUCCAUAUCUUAUGUACUAUGUUAAAGCCUGUUUGAGCUAUGCCAGCAGAAGUGAGUAUUAUUACUACCAUAUAUAAUGGUGAAAAAUGGUUAAACCAGUAUUUUGAAUCAGUUUAUACACAGACUUAUCAUGGAUUACUAGAGUUGUCUAUUUAUAACGAUGGGUCUACGGAUAAUUCAAAAUCAAUAAUAGAAAGCUGGACGACCAAGCUGAAAACUAGAGACAUCAACCUUAUUUUGUUUGGACAUACAGGACUUCCAAGAGGGGUUGGUCAUGGUAAAAAUGUAGCUGUUAGACAAAGUUCAGGAAAAUAUCUGUGUUUUCUAGAUGCUGAUGAUGAGAUGAAUGAAUGUAGAAUAGAAAAACAACUUCAAGCAGCUAAAUCAUUCCCUAAUACUAUAGUAGGUUGUAGAUUUCAUCGUUUACCAGCUGAUUCUACUAGAAGAUAUACACAAUGGGCCAAUAAUCUAUCUCAUAAACAGCUUUAUACACAGGCCUACACCAGUCAUGGACCAACUGUUGUCAUGCCAACCUGGUUUUGUAGAAGAGCUAUAUUUGAUAAUGUUGGAGGGUUUGAUGAAGGAGGCAAGGGUGUACCAGAAGAUCUGAUAUUUUUUUACAAUCAUCUAGAGAUUGGUGGAGAACUAUAUAGACUAGAUGCAGAUUUAAUGAUGUAUAGAUAUCAUACAGAUGCUACAACCUUCUCUGUUGACAGGAAAACAAUAUGGAUGUUAAGAAUAGAGUUUCUAGAAAAACAGGUUUUAAGUCAUUGGAGAGAGUUUACUAUAUGGAAUGCUGGGAAACAGGGUAGAAGAUUUUUCAGAUCAUUAUCAACUGAAAAUCAGAAAAAGGUUUGUAUGUUCUGUGAUGUUGAUACUAGAAAGAUUAACAAGGGCAGUUAUAUCUAUGAAAAUUCACAGGAAAUUCCAAAACCAAGAGUUCCAAUAUUCCAUUUUACCCAAGCUAAAACUCCUAUCAUAAUCUGUGUCAAGUUGGAUUUAACAGAUGGUGUUUUUGAAGAGAAUUUAAAAUCAUUAAAGCUUAUAGAGGGGGUUGAUUACUUUCAUUUCAAUUGAAGUCCAUGAGAUGAUGAAGAGCUUAAUCCAAACUUCCAUCUAGCAUCUAUCCAGAUCAAUCAGCAUGUAAGGAAUGAAAAGGCAGAAUACAUGCAAGUGACAGCAGGAUGAGAUAACAAACCUCAUACCUGAUGAUGGAAACUACAAAGGUGAAAACACCAUAGUUGAGAGCGGUGAAACAACAUAUCUCGUUUUCGAGAAACUCCACAGGUGAAACCACCAUAGUUGAAAGCAGUGAAACAUCAUAUCUGGUGAUGGGGGAAACUCCACAGGUUAAACCACCAUAGGUGAGAGCAGUGAAACAUCAUACCUGGUGAUGGUUCGAACUCCACUGGUGAAACCACCAUAGUUGAGAGCAGUGAAACAUACCUGGUGAUGGGGGAAACUCCACAGGUGAAACCACCAUAGUUGAGAGCAGUGAAACAUCAUACCUGGUGAUGGUUCGAACUCCACUGGUGAAACCACCAUAGUUGAGAGCAGUGAAACAUCAUACCUGGUGAUGGGGGAAACUCCACAGGGGAGACCACCAUAGAAUGAAAUUUGAUGUUUAUAAGGUGAAUAUAGGUCAAAUGUAUGCAUGUUGAUUGACCUAAAAACAGUGUACAUUCUCAUAAUUAAAUCAUAAUGCAACUUGUAUAGUUUUGGAAGCACUAAUUUUUUACCAAAAUGUUUUAAAUAUAUACAUAGCAAAGUG
Molecule: messenger RNA, 1880 nt
Organism: Lottia gigantea (owl limpet)
Lineage: Eukaryota; Metazoa; Mollusca; Gastropoda; Lottiidae
Exons: 13
Coding region: 149-1186 (345 amino acids)
Source: RefSeq, a predicted model, not a curated record